CCUUUGCAGUUGUGAUUAAGAGGAGUUUGAUGACGUCUGCGCAGGAUGCGGAAUUUUCCCUAAUUAUCCGCCCUACUACACUGAGAUUCCCUUUGCACAGCCCAUAAAAACGAAAAAUCUGUCGCUCUCUCUCUCUUUGGCCGCAUGGAGCGUUAGAGGAAAUAUAAUGUGAAUGUGAUGAGAUCUUUCAAUAUUGUUACUUCCCAGAGACGCUCGAGAGUCGAUGGCAUGAGCAUGUGCCUCUCCUUUGCUUCUCUGUCCACCGUAGUUUGGCUUUUUGCCUCUCAAGAAAAAGAAAAACUCCUAAAAUUGGAAUCUCGUGUCCUGAUCCACAAAAAAAAGGAUUCUUUCAGUGUUGUGCGAAGAGAUUUUCCCCGAGAAGAAAAAGUGAUUAAUGGGACAAUGUGAAGAUGUUGAAGUGAAAAGUUUCGUGGAAAAGUGAAAUUCCCGUCGUUUGUUGCGUGGAGAGAUGAUUUAUUGGAAAAAUCUCUUGUGGUAUUUAGUUCUUGUGCUCUCCCACCUCCUUGUUUGCAGCAUCAACGUACCAACAAUUGUGGAUAUGAGACUCAUUCAGACAACAUGCAGAACCAUUCCGGGAUUUACGAAGGAGCAAAUUGAGCUCUGCCUUAGGGCUAAUGAUGUUACAAUGGCGGCUCUCGAUGGAUUAGAAUUGGCCAUAUAUGAGUGUCAGAAUCAGUUUCGAUGGCAUAGAUGGAAUUGUUCUUCACUCAGCAACAAAAGUCGAAAUCCCUACGCUUCGAAUCUUCUUAAACGAGGGUACAGAGAAAGCGCUUUUGCGUACGCAAUUGCAGCCGCUGGAGUAGCCCACAAUGUUGCUCGAGCUUGCAGCCAAGGAAGGCUCCUUUCAUGCGGGUGCGAUCCCUCAAUCAAUCGUCGAGGUCUCAGCAAAUACCUCCGAGAAUCCCUUAUUGAGGACAUAAAUCCCAAUUCAAUUAAUUCAAAUUCAUUAAAUACCCUCAAUGCGAUUAAUUCAAAUUCCUUGGAGAGCGUUCAGAAUUUUGAGAAACAGAAGCAAAGAUCACGCGUUGCGAGUCGCUGGAAAUGGGGUGGAUGUUCCCACAAUAUGGAUUUUGGGGCGGAAUUUGCUGAACUCUUUCUGGAUGCCCGGGAACGUGGUGGAGACAUUCAGUCGCAGAUAAAUCUCCACAAUAAUCGCGUUGGGCGCCAGGCUGUUGCCAACAAUAUGGUGGUUCGGUGCAAAUGCCACGGGAUGUCCGGAAGUUGUCAGCUGAAGACGUGCUGGCGCUCAGCUCCGGAUUUUGGGGUUGUUGGGCGAGUGCUGAAGCAGCAAUUCCGACGGGCUGUUCUUGUGGAUCAGUCGAAUGUUGGGAAUGGGCCACCGAUGGUUGUUGUGAGUCAGAAGAAUAAGCGAAGGCGGAAGAAUCGACCACCGAGGAAGACUCAACGGGGGAGGAUGCUCAAUGGGGAGAUGCGAAAGCUCGAUAAUUCCCUCUUCUACUACCAGAGAUCACCGAAUUUCUGCGAAAAGGACCCCAAUUCCGACAUUCCUGGAACUUCCGGGAGGAGGUGCAACAGGACAAGUUCAGGAAGUGAUGGGUGUGCUUCAAUGUGCUGCGGACGAGGGUACAGCCUCAUCCGGGAGCAGAGGGUCGAAAGGUGCCACUGCAGUUCCACUGGUGCUGCUUCGUCGAAUGCCAGAGUUGCGACGUCGAAGAGUGGAUAAGUGUUUGCAACUAAGAAAAGAAAUUAGAAAAAAAAGAUUUUAAAGAAAAAUGGAUAAGCCAUCCAAUGAACCAGUAUUAAAUCCACUUAGUCUUGUACUUUUAAAUUAAAUUACAAAGAAAUUGUAAAUUUUAAAU
This is a messenger RNA of Lutzomyia longipalpis, 1841 nucleotides long. RefSeq names its product protein Wnt-10b (gene Wnt10). Gene Ontology annotation, biological process: canonical Wnt signaling pathway; multicellular organism development; neuron differentiation. The record is from RefSeq and is a predicted model, not a curated record. Lineage: Eukaryota; Metazoa; Arthropoda; Insecta; Diptera; Psychodidae. Gene Ontology annotation, cellular component: extracellular region. Gene Ontology annotation, molecular function: cytokine activity; frizzled binding.